Molecule: messenger RNA, 651 nt
Organism: Alternaria burnsii
Lineage: Eukaryota; Fungi; Ascomycota; Dothideomycetes; Pleosporales; Pleosporaceae
Exons: 3
Coding region: 1-651 (216 amino acids)
Cellular component (GO): mitochondrial outer membrane
Molecular function (GO): nascent polypeptide-associated complex binding
Source: RefSeq, a predicted model, not a curated record
AUGUCUUACGCAGAGAUGGCUGCCAAGGGCCCCAAGCAGAGCCCCGAGGAGACAGGCGUAAGUCAUACCUUUCAUCUUCUUGUAGUCGUUUGUCUGCGAAGGCGACUGCUUAGGAUAGUUCGCGGCAUGCCGUGGUACCCUACGGUCUUCAAAACACGAGCAAUGAGCUUCAAGGCUUUGAGCUGUAAAGUCGUUCUAACAUGUACUCACAGUCGCGCCCCAGCUCAACCGCAAGUCGAGCACGCCUCUGAUGAUAGCGUCCACUCCCUUGUCGACGUAGACAGCCCGCACAUUUCUUCCGUUCCCUCCGACUACGAGUCGCAAGAAAUCAAGACCGACACUCAGGCUGAGCGCAUCGAACGCGAAGAGGAAAUCAAGGAAGAAGUCAAGAACGUCAAAGAACGGGCUGCUGCAAAGAAGGAUGCCGCGAAGGAGAAGGUGAAGAAAAACGCCGAUAACCCGGUUGUGCUGAGCAAUGCGGUCGGUCUGGCCGUCGUUGGUGGCAUUGUUGGAUUCGGCGCAUACAGGCAGUAUGUUCGCGGCGAGUUGACCGGCAAGGUCGUCGCAGCAUGGGCUGCUGUCAUUGGACUGUUUGGUGUUGGCGACUACUAUGUCAGCCAGUACUUCUUCAAGCGCAACCCCCCGAAAUAG